UUCAUGGAUAUUUCACAUUAUUAUAUUAGAAUUGAAUUAUUGAUUACAUUUUCAUUUACUGGAAACGUGGGAUAGAUUUUAAUACCCACUAACAAUACAUCACGUAACAAUGUUUCAUCAGGAUAUACUCAUCAAUAGCUCUAGGUGGAUUGGUUAUGCCUUUCGUUGCUAACACCCAAACGUUUUAGGCAAAAGUGCCGAUCGCCGAUUUGCAUCUUCUCUCCUAUCCAGUAACGUUAGCAAAGUCUGCUCCCUCCUGUUGAAGUUGACACUGAAUUUGUUCUACACGGGAUAUUUAUGAUCCUCCUCUGAAAUCCAUUCCUUUCAUUUCAUUCAUUGUCUUAUUUUCACUAUUUGCAUGACCCGCAAUGGAGUAGCAUGGCGUUAGCGAUGUCUUGAUUAGAAAAGUAGCAACCUAUCCUAGCUAGCAUAGUGUUGCUACCCAACAGUUAACAUAGUCAAAGCCUGGAAAAGAAGGCAGACAACGUUAGCUGUCUACUAGCUAUAGCUACCACUGAAACAGUGGCUAGUAUCCACUUAGCACAGCUAGCUUUCAAGAGCAACCUAUACAUGUUUUGCUUGGCUAAUGUUGCAAUGUUGUUCUCAGAAAAUACGCCUUGUUCGUGAUUAACGUUACUCGCACCAUCAUAUCAACGUUUUGAUACACAAUUAAGUUAUCAAAAUAUCCGUGACUGAAAUCGUAUUAGCGAACCUUAGCUUACUUGCUAGUCCAUUUCCCCACCACGUUUAAGUUAGUCAUUGUAACAUAUUUAAAUUUUGCGACGUCACAUUUUUCCUGAGGUUUAACCUAAACCGUCAGGAAAGGUCUUAUGUGAGUACAUUUGGAUCAUAGACGCCCUAGAACCCAGUUUGGUCAGCUCCAUGGACCUCAACUUUUAUUCCGACCUCACGGACGGCUCGAGGCAGCAGGUCGACUCGGAUUUCUUGGAUGCUCAGUCUUUCAAUGGAUACGAAUCCAUCGACAAGUUCCCAGGUGGCAGUGACAACUAUAUGACCAUCACUGGGACAAACCAUCCUUUUCUGUCAUCUACGCAGACCUUUCACACUCCCAGCCUUGGCGAUGAAGAGUUUGAAAUACCACCCAUCUCCCUGGACCCAGACUCGGCCCUCACUGUGGAGGACGUGGAGGCUCACUUCGAGGAGCUGACGGACAGCACGGGAGGCACAGGGGGGCCUGUUGGGGCUGGUGGCCUGACGCAGAAUGCCGUAGUUGGCGGUACUGACCCCUCUUUUGCCUCUACGUAUGUGAAUGCACCGCCACAGGGCCUGGAGCACCUGAGUCUGGGGGUCAUGAACCAGUCUGGAGGGAGUGCGCUUCUGAGCUCCACAUUGGGAGUGGACCUUGGUCACUCAAUGGACUCCCAUUUCAGUAGCUCCUCCCCCAUGCCCAUCGAUGUGCCUCUGGGAGACAUGAGUGACAGCGUGCUGGGUCACAACCAGCUGACUACCAUCGACCACUCGGAGCUGAGCGCACAGCUGGGCCUGGGCCUGGGUGGCAGCGUGAUGCUAUCGCGCUCCAAGUCUCCAGAACAGCCACUGUCAGCCACGCCCUCCCCUGCUGGCUCCCUGCAGGACGAGGAUAUGGAUGACUUCAGACAGAGCGUGCUGAUAGACCCCCCAGUCUCUCUCUCUUCCCCUGUGGUCGUGUCACACAUGCCCACGUUGGCGGGCACCUCCCAGGCCUCUGUGGCCUCCCCGUCCAUUGUACGGAGGAUUGGGGGCAAACCUGCCAUGGGGGCCAUCACUGGGGCAGGUGCAGGGGUGGCACUGGGGGUGAAGAAGGGGAGGAGGAGGAAGGACCCCAACGAGCCCCAGAAGCCCGUGUCGGCGUACGCCCUUUUCUUCAGGGACACCCAGGCGGCCAUCAAGGGCCAGAACCCCAAUGCCACCUUCGGGGAGGUGUCCAAAAUCGUGGCCUCCAUGUGGGACAGCCUGGGCGAGGAGCAGAAACAGGUUUACAAGCGGAAAACUGAUGCUGCCAAAAAGGAGUACUUGAAAGCACUUGCUGCCUACAGAGCAAAUCUGCUGUCAAGGCCCUCUGCUGAGUUUGCGGACGCUCCGGCCUCUCCUCCCUCCUCGGCUCCGUCUCCUGUGCCGGUGGCGCCCCCUGGUGCCCCAGCCCGGCCCGUCCGCCUGGUUCACAACCCUGACCAGAACACCAUCACCAACAUCUGCGCCUCCAACAUCAUCCUGGACCUCCCGCAGGUCACCACCCGCUCACGCACCGGCGCCCUGCCUGCCACCCCAGCAGCCUCUGCGCCCGCCACCGCUUUUUCCCAGGCAGCUACCACCCCCACUGUCACCAAGAUCAUCAUCUCCAAGCAGAUGCUGCAGGGCCUGCAGGUCCAGGGCACUCAGAUCCACCAGAUCCCCACCUCCAUGGUGACGGUGAUCCCGGCAGGGGUGCGGGCGCUGCAGCCCUCCGCCACCAUUGCCACCGCCACCCGACAGCCACCCCCUCUUCAACAAAUGCAGCACACCCCUCCUCCCCCACGCCUCCAGCAGAUGGUACACUCCUCCGCCUUGCCGCCUCUGCAGGCCAAGCCGCGGGUCAUGCCGGCACCGCCUCCCCCGCUCCAGAUCAAAAUCGUCCCCGCCUCUCUGCAGUCGGACGUGGCGACUCCGGUCAUUGUUACCACGUCAACUGGCAUAGGCCCAGCUGCUGGCUCGUCCUCAGCGGUAGCGGUUUCCCUGCAGAUGGCACAGGCCCCGCCCACAGCGAUUGUGGCCACUCCUGUGGAGGAGACGUCGGCAGACGACAGUUCAGAACAGAUGGAGGUGGAGUUUAACGUGUCCCCAGUGGCAGCUGACACACGGGGGCCCAACUUGUGUGUGCGCUCAGGCUGCAACAACCCAGCCGUAGAGAGCAGGGACUGGGAUAAGGAGUACUGCAGCAACGAGUGUGUGGCCACACACUGCAGGGACAUCUUCAUGGCCUGGUGCUCCAUCAGGGGCCAAAACUCGACAGCUGUCAAGUGAAAAAAGGCAGGACAAGGCAGGAACGAAUGAACAGAAAUGCAAAACUUGGAGGAUGAAGAGAGACAUUGAGCAAAACAUUAUGUAGAGGACGAGAGGAUUAGUUUGAUUUUUUUUCCCCCGUUCCCGUUUUUUUUUUUGUACCUCCAAAAAGAGGAAGCGUAAUUAUUUGUAAAUAGUAAUAGGGAGGAGCAAAGGUACACAGAUCAACACCAGAAUGCACGGACAGUUAAACAUUCUGUGGUUCAGGUGCCUUUUAGCUCUGUGAAGACGUUGGGGUACCUCUAGUCAGCUGAACUCUAAACUCUUAGGACCCGGUUCUUUGUUUCCUGAAAUGCUACAUUCCAUCAUAUUCACAGCACCCCCCCCCCCCUUUCCCGUGCCAUCAUUAGAAAAAUGUAAAUCAUGAGUAAGUAAAAAUGGAACUCGAGGGUAGUGUUUACUUUUGUACUCUUUGAAGCCAUAAAGCUGCUGCUUCUGAUUAUCUUUCUCCUGAGGCAUAACAAUGGCAUCAUAAAGGGAUUGGGAGAAGUAGGAGGUCAGUGAUGUUGUUAGCACAUCCUUCAUUUCACUCUGCCCAUUUGAUCCCAACCUGCAACAGGACCUCGUCACGAAGCUGUCUCUUCAUUUCUUUUCUAAGACACACGUCAGAUCAGGCUGGGAAAGUGGAGAAGAUGGGAUGUACAUGAAGCAUGUGUACCAUGCUUUUUUUUGGCCUUCUACGUGUGUAUACAUUGCCUAAUUUCCUUACUCCUACAGUGAAAUGCGAAACAUUUUUUUUGUAUUAUUAUUUCUUUUUUUUUUUAUUAUAUCCUCUAAUGGAGAAUGGGGCCUUAAAGGCCAUUGAUGCUUAUGUGUCCUUAAAGGCCCAUUGAUGUCUUUUUCUGUUUUUUUUUUUUUUUGUCUCAGGUGGUACAUAGUGAUUUAUUUACAUUUUUGUUUUAUUUGGAAACUUGUAGAUAACUAUCCAUAAUGAAUAAAUGGACAAAGGCAUAUAAACAAAACCAGGUGGGUUUGUAUUUAAUACUUUUGUUAAGUAAAUUGAUUUUUAUCAGUGAAACUUUAACAGUGUUUCGCACUUUAACAGAAAGAAAGUAAGUAAAGCUCACUUGAAAAUUGCUGCAAAUAGCGAUGUGAAGCCACUCAGAUGUGGUCUACAAAUUCACUGCCUGUGACACCUGAUAAUAGAUAUUGAACUCGGGGAUCCACGCUGUAUAGACAAACAGUUAGGCAAAUGUGCUGAGUGUGUGUCCCUUUCCAGCAAUGACCCCUUCGUCAAAAUCAACAAUCACAGCGCUUCACCGAGCGAUUCUCGUAGGUGCUUCAACAUACAUUUCAAAAGAAAUAAGUGUCAUAAACAGGGUUCUAUUGAUAGGAGCCCAAUAUCUUUAGCUGCACUGACAUCUAAAACACACACACACACUCACACUCAAUAAUUACGGCAAGCAGUAUGGCAAAUUUUAUCCAGCAUAAGAUUGACUCAUCCUUGUUUUGUUGGCGUGUCUGAAUAAACAAUAGAACAGCA
Clupea harengus (Atlantic herring) is the source of this 4522-nucleotide messenger RNA. RefSeq names its product TOX high mobility group box family member 4 a (gene tox4a). Gene Ontology annotation, molecular function: chromatin DNA binding. Lineage: Eukaryota; Metazoa; Chordata; Actinopteri; Clupeiformes; Clupeidae. Gene Ontology annotation, cellular component: nucleus. The record is from RefSeq and is a predicted model, not a curated record. Gene Ontology annotation, biological process: regulation of transcription by RNA polymerase II.